Molecule: messenger RNA, 2490 nt
Organism: Annulohypoxylon truncatum
Lineage: Eukaryota; Fungi; Ascomycota; Sordariomycetes; Xylariales; Hypoxylaceae
Exons: 7
Coding region: 1-2490 (829 amino acids)
Source: RefSeq, a predicted model, not a curated record
AUGCUUGUCGACGAACUCUAUUCCGCUCUCCGCCAGUAUAAGGCGGACACAAAUUACAUAGCCACUUGGUUGGCGACGACAGCAAAGGCCCACGGCUCUAAAUUAGAGAACCUAGGCCCCCCCAAACCACCUGGCCGACCGAAGGGCAAAGCCCGCAAGCAAGCCAAACAGGCAUCAGACAAAUCCACCGAUCGCACAUAUGUGAUCGCUAUCAGAGACUUUGUUCCCCUAGCAGAGUACAUAAGCAACCAUAACCCACCCAUUCCGGUUCCAGAGUCCCUAGCAGCAUCUCUAAGACGUGCUAUCAAGUCACGCGGAGAAUUUGGCGGCCGUCUAAGAAAAUACGGUUAUGAUCUAGACGCUCUGGCAGAUGAUUCCCAUGAGCAUUUCGUGGGUAUUCUUGCAAGAGUCUGCAAUGUACUACGACCAAGGAUGACUUUUAAGCAAAAGCCUACCGAUAAACAAGACGCAUCUUGCGAUACUGCAAACGACUUUGCCAACUAUUUCGGCCAUUUGUCUAUCGAGGAACCGCCUGAGUCAUAUGAUAACGACUCUAAUAUUCCUACGCCGGAUUACGUCGAUAUGUCAAGUGGCCAGGGCCAGUAUAUCGCGGAAGAACAGACAACCCGUGAAGAUGCUCUGUUCGCAUUAUACAAAGUUGUCGGAGAUGUUUCCGAGAUAAAAAGACACAUAAUUGAGGCUUGGGGCCAAGUCUUCAUCAAAGAUGAAGAUUACACUUACUAUCCACUUACCAGUGCGGCAUUAUUUACUAGUCUUGGCAUCGAGCUUGCGAGAGACUUAUUCGAGGAGAUUACCGAGAUGUGUGAGAAGCAUGGCGGCAUUCGUCAUCUUCUUGAAGUCCUCUGUGCAGCAACGGCCUACGCCUCAGGACUACCCGAAGAGCAGAUCUGGGAGAAAGAUGAUGAGGGCGAGCAAUUGAAUUCUGCUUACAUGUAUUGCUUUGAAGAGCGAUAUUUAAUCACUCCGCUGGCAUUUUUGUCCGUAUACAUGGAAGGGAAAAGUCCGAUCUCGUGUGAUAUCAACGCAGCAGAUAUCUUCCCUCCCGAAAGCGAGUUAUCUGGCCGUGAGAAAGAGAUCGCUGAUGUCAUUCUUCUGCAUUGGUAUUUCAACGAAUCAAACCUCCACACUUCCAGUUGGGAGAUGGUAGCUCAAGACGAGGUGAUGAAAGCAUUGAAGAACAUACAUGAGCUUUCGUCGGAGCCGGUCCAUGUUGCAUUCGCAGGUCAAAUAUUUUUAGACCUGCACCAUCUAUACGGCAAAAACAUCCUUAAGGCAUCUGAACACAUGAUCCAGCAGAUGGGUUAUAUGCAAAAUGAGCUGCGGUGCUACAAAAGAUCCGGAAAUAGCCACCGUUGUAGCAACCAACAAACCAACAAGUCGAAGCACGAAAAUCUUGAAAAGAUUUCUACGUUGUUGGACAAAUUCAUUGCAGAAGUCAUAGCUCCUUCUAAAGAGUUUGCAAGAUGUAACCCUAUUCUCUGCGGACUAGCUUUGUUCUUCUUCCAGUCCGAAUUGGAGGAGUACGGGAUCGAUAUGCUUAACGCAGAUCCUACCGUGAUUACCAGCACCCAUCUGUAUAAUGCAUUAUGGCAAGAACAGGUGCUUAGCGAACCAUGGCCCGAUCUCGACGUUUUAAUGAUGAUUCUACCUAAAUCAUCAUUCUUCGUGGGCGAAGACCGGCCGUCGGCACUGGGGAGUUAUCAAAAAAGAUAUCUAUUACAACUAGGUAUCCCAGCGUCCGCUUUUGCACCUGAUUGCAAACGCCUGAAGAACAUCCAAGGCACUGUCAAACAACGACAGAUCAAACCGAGGAACGAAUUUAUGCGAUUAUUCUCUGAUAAAUACAAACCGAAGAAAAAUAUGACAUCAAGUCACUGGACGAAGAAAUUCGUCGAGAGCCUUCUGGAUGUCGCUACGCAUAAAGAAAUAUUUAGCGAGCUUGGGGAGUCUACCGGCAAUGUGAAAAGUCAUCAAAUAAUGAUGACAAGCGGUGAGGUUCGCCAGCGGAGUCGUUCUUUGAAGCACAGCACCCGGCCAUGUCUGUCUGUGAACGAUCUUCUUUUGGCAUUGAGAAAGUUGCUCUUGUCAGAAACGACUUGUUUCGUAUUCCCAUACUUGACAAUCCUCCGGACUGCUAGAGUAUGCUUAGAGAGAGUUCGAGACGCAUGUGAGCCUUUCCUAGAGAGGGCAUAUAUUGGGUACAACUGUGACGCCAAUCGACAUGACCAUUUCGUGUCCUGCCUCUUCGGUGCAGCGGUGAAAGGAAUAUCUUCAUCUGGUUCACGUAUCGAUUUAUUACGGGAAGCCGCAGCAGCCAUGAGUAAAUUCAUCGGUUCGGGGCCCAAUGAGCAGGUGGUAGCUGAAUUGAGGGAUUGGACGAAAAUCAAAGAGUUAUUCAUUGGAGGAAAUGAUGGAGACGAUGCCAAGGCCACCGAAGACGAUGAGAAGAUCCAUGAAUCAAAGGCUUAG